Messenger RNA from Alnus glutinosa, 1137 nucleotides. RefSeq lists its product as uncharacterized. The transcript has 4 exons. Lineage: Eukaryota; Viridiplantae; Streptophyta; Magnoliopsida; Fagales; Betulaceae. The record is from RefSeq and is a predicted model, not a curated record. The coding region runs from base 1 to 1137 and encodes 378 amino acids.
AUGGGGGACUUUAGGCCGAUUGCUUGUUGUAAUGUAAUUUACAAAUGCAUUACAAAAAUUUUAUCUAAGCGCAUGCUUCCUGUGUUGGAUUUUAUAGUGGGCAGAAAUCAAUCAGCUUUCAUUCCUGGAAUAAGCAUCUCAGAAAACAUUUUGUUGGUUCAAGAAUUAGUCAAGAACUAUCAUCGGAAGGAAGGGGAUGCUAAAGGGUUAAGGCAGGGGAAUCUUUUAUCCCCUUACCUGUUUGUAAUUGCCAUGGAAGUUUUUUCUAAAGUUAUGGAAGAUCACACUACUAAUUUGUCAUCUAUUGCUGUCAUUAAGAAUGCACUGCUGGAGUUUGAACAGAUUUCAGGUUUGAAGGCAAACCCCUCUAAAAGUUCCCUGUUCUGUGCUGGAGUUUCUGAUGGAAUGAGGGCACACUUGCUUGAAGAUCUGCAGAUGAAUGAAGGUCUUCUCCCGUUGCUGUCUUCUGUGCUUUUCAGUCUCCAAGUAUACUGGUCGAGUUUCUUUAUCCUUCCUAAGAAGGUUCUCAAGGAUAUAAGCCAAGUUUUUAACCGUUUUCUUUGGAAUGGUGGGGUUGAGGAUAAUGCAAAGGCAAAAGUGGCUUGGAAGGAUGAUUGUUUUCCUAAGAAGGAGGGAGGUUUGGGAUUGAAAGACUUGGAGUCCUGGAAAACCUCGGCAAUUAUGAGACAUAUAUGGGUGAUGUUUGCUCGGUCUGGCUCUUUGUGGGUGGCUUGGGUGCAAGCCUAUUUGUUAAAGGGGAAGAGUUUCUGGAAUGUUUCUACCCCUCAAAAUGGUUCAUGGUGCUGGAGAAAGCUCCUCAAAUUUCGACAUUUAGCUAGAGGUUUGAUCCGAUUUGAGGUGGGUACUGGAGAAAAUAUCCAUUUAUGGAUGGAUAAUUGGCAUCCUUUUGGUGCCUUAGUGGAGAAGUUUGGCUUCAUAAUUGUGUAUGAUUUUUGUAGCAAUUUGGAGGCCAAAUUAAGUUCUGUCUUAAAGGAUGGUAUAUGGUGCUGGAGACUGGCUCGCUCUGAAGAUCUUGUUGAAAUUCAAACUAAACUUUCAGAAGUGCCCUUGGGUAUUGUUGAUUCUCCUGUUUGGACCAUCUCCCAUUCUAGUGUUUAUGUUAGUGCAGAUACAUAG